Strongyloides ratti is the source of this 1812-nucleotide messenger RNA. Its product is annotated as Protein-methionine sulfoxide oxidase MICAL2. Lineage: Eukaryota; Metazoa; Nematoda; Chromadorea; Rhabditida; Strongyloididae. The transcript is spliced from 3 exons. The coding region runs from base 1 to 1812 and encodes 603 amino acids. The record is from RefSeq and is a predicted model, not a curated record.
AUGGCAAACAAAUGCAAAGAUCCUCGUAAAGAAUCAGGAUUUUUAAAAGAAUUUAAUAAUAUAAAAGAUAGUAAUUUAUCAUGUAGAAUCUGGAAAUUUGUUGAUACAUUAAGACAAAUAAAAUUAAAAAAAGAUUAUAAUCAAAGACCAUUAAAAAAUAAGAGGAUUUUAAUAGUUGGAGCUGGUCCAUGUGGACUACGAAUGGCCAUAGAAACUAGACUUUUAGGUGGACAUACAAUAUUAAUGGAAGAAAGAAAUGAAUUUACAAGAAAUAAUAUUGUACAUUUAUGGGAUUUUGUUGUUUCUGAUUUAAAAAAACUUGGUGCAAAAUAUAUUUAUCCAAAAUUUUGUAAUGGUGAAAUUAAUCAUAUUGCUAUUAGAAGAUUACAAAUAAUAUUAAUAAAAGUAUGUCUUAUGCUUGGUGUUGAUUUUUAUGAUAGUGUCUGGUUUCGUGAUAUAGUUGAACCAAAACCAAAUAUAAUUAGAAAUCAUAUAAUGGGUUAUAGUGCUUUAGUUUUUCCGGAAGAUCAUCCAAUUGGUGGUUAUGAGUAUGAUUUUAUUAUUGGAGCUGAUGGUAAAAGAGGAGCAUUAAAAGAUUUUACCUAUACAUCAAAUCGUCUUCCACUUGCUAUUGGUAUAACAGCAAAUUUUAUUAAUUUUAAAACACCAUCUGAAGAAGGUGUCAGACAGGUUGGAGGAAUUGGAAGACAAUAUAAAAGACAAUAUUUCGAAGAAUUAGAAACAGAAACUGGAUGUUCUUUAGAAAAUUGUAUAUAUUAUAAAGAUGAAACUCAUUAUUUUAUAAUGACAGCAACAAAAAAAUCAUUAUUAAAUAAAAGAGUUCUUAUAAGUGAUUAUGAAGAUAGAAAUUCAUUAUUAAAAAGUGACAAUAUAAAUCGUAGUGAACUUGAACUUUUUGUAAUAACUGUUGCAAAUUUUAUAACAAUGGGUGAAAUACCAUUACUACAAUUAGUUGAAUUACCUAAUAAAAAAAAAGAUUGUGCUAUAUUUGAUUUUUCAACACAUACAUCAGCUGUAUCAUCAACAUUAUUAUAUGAAAGAGAUAAUUUUACUAUGGCAUCUAUUGUUAUUGGUGAUUGUUUAAAUGAACCAUUUUGGCCAACUGGUAGUGGUAUUGGUAGAGGAUUUAUGAGUUGUUUAGAUACAGCAUAUUUUAUGAAAGAACUUACAAUUGGUGAAAAAAAUAUUUUAGAUAUUAUAAAAGAAAAAGAAUUGUUAACACAUACAUUAUUUCGUGCAACUCCAUCUGAUAUUAAAGGACAAUAUUUAAAUUACGGAUUAAAUCCAACAACACGAUAUAAACAAAUUUUAGAUAGUGAAAUGAUGAAAGAAGGUAAAAUCAAAAUGACACAAAUAUUAUUUGAAACAGCAAAUGUAACAAAAAUGUCUAAUUUUUUUAAUAAUCGCAAAUCAACUAGUCAAUACCAUAAACAUUAUCUUAGAUAUUCAAUGGUUGAACGUCUUAUCAAGCAUAUUCUUUUUGGUAAAAAUAAUAUAAAAUCUACAAUUGGUAUUAGAAAAAGUAUUGACUUAUCAAUGCUUUAUCAACUUUUAAAAAUUGUUUUUCCCAAUGAUAAAAGAUUAUUCUGUGAAUCAACAAUAUCUAUAAAAGAAAUAAUAUUUGAUGUUAUUGAGGAUAAAUUAAAUAUUUUACCACCACAACAACCACUUAAAUAUGGUCAAUUGAUUAGUUAUGUGGGACAAAUUAUCAAUUUAUUCUUACAAAAUUCACCAGAAUAUUUUUUAUCGUAUCUUGAUAAUAUUAUUAAUACAAAUACUAUCAAGUUAUAA